This is a messenger RNA of Rotaria sp. Silwood1, 1275 nucleotides long. NCBI's taxonomy places the organism in Eukaryota, Metazoa, Rotifera, Eurotatoria, Philodinida, Philodinidae. The record is from the annotation of a GenBank genome assembly.
AUGAAUCCUCAACUUGAAAAGUACUUAACACACAUAAUCAUCUUAUUUAUUUUUUGUUUUGAAAGAUAUAAUGGGCAAAUUCCAAAUGGUGAUCAUGAAAGACGUAAAAGCAAAUUUCAAUUGAGACAACGAUUACAAGCGAAUGGGCUUAAAGCACAGCGACAACAUAUAUGUAAAAAUCUAGAUGAAGUACAGAAAUUAACACAAGCUGAUUUUCAUUCCAUUUCAUAUACGUUAUCACGAAAUCAAACUGUUGUUGUUCAAUAUGCACAUGAUGAAGAUUCUGAUAUGUUUCAAAUUGGUCGAUCAUCGGAAAGUCAAAUUGAUUUUAUCGUUACGGAUACAGUGCCUGAAACGAAAAUCAUUGAUGAUAUGAACGCUGUACAAUCGACUAUCUCACGCUAUGCAUGCCGUAUUGUUGUAUUACGACAUCCACCAUAUACAGCUCGUAUCUAUGCUGCUGGUUUUGAUAGUUCAAAAAAUAUUUUUCUUGGAGAAAAAUCAAUAAAAUGGAAAAAUAAUCGUAAUGAAAUGGAUGGUGUUACAACAAAUGGUAUUUUAUUAAUGCAUAUUGAUGGAGAUCAAUUUAAUAUAAAUUCUAAGCCAACUAAAUGGAAAGAAGUAUCUGUUUGUGGAAGUGUAUUUGAUUUAGGUGAAGGACGACUUAAAUUUAAUUAUCAAACAGCAUCUCCUUCUAAUACAGAUAAUAUUCUAAAAGACGGAACUCUGAUUGAUCUCUGUGGAGCAACACUACUAUGGCGAUCAGUGGAAGGUCUUAAAAAUACACCUACUCGUCGUUUUCUUGAAUUUGAAUUAGAUGAAUUGAAUUCAAAAAAACCUCAAUGUCCUGUUGGAUUAAAUACAUUAGUUAUAAAAACUUCAAAUUUUUCAUCAAUAUCAUCAAAUUUUUCAAAUCCAUAUGUUUAUGUUUCAUGUGGACAUGUUCAUGGUAAUCAUCAAUGGGGUGUCAUCAAUGAUAAUAAUCAUUUACGUGAAUGUCCACUUUGUCGAACAGUUAGUUCAUUAAUACCAAUUACACCUGGAUUGGAAUCAUCAUUUUAUGUUAUACCAAAUAAUGAUAAUGAAACAACAACAUCACAUGCACUGCAUCCAUGUGGACAUAUGACUUCACAGUCUACAGCUUUAUAUUGGUCAAAAAUUAAAGUACCUUAUGGAGCAAAAGGUUUAAAAGCAGUAUGUCCAUUUUGUUCAAUGGCUUUAUCAGAUAUAAAACCAUAUGUUCGUCUGAUUUUUCAAGAUUCUAUUUACAGAUAA